AGGCUCUCGGGAUGUGGACAUCUGAGACUAGGGUAAAUUAUUUGCCAAGCCGCCAUCUUGGGACUUCUGUGUUUUCCCGCGAAAGUGGCAACAGAAAUCGUCCAAUUUUGCAACAAAUUACCUCAGUUGAAGCCUAGUUCGGUAGGGUUUAUUAGUUUACAGUAGCUUUAGUUGGGCUUUAGAAGAAUGGCUAGGUACAACAACAACAGUCGCGGCGGAUCAAGCCGGAAUCAUUUUGAGGAGGAGGAAAAUUUCGAGGCCGUGAAAGACGACUACUACUAUGGAACCGAUCGGGAUGAAAGAAGGAGGGACAGAAGAGAGGGCCGCUAUGGUGACUUUACGAACCGCGAGCGCGGACCAGAGUGGGACCGGGAGCGAUACCGGGACCAGGGAGGAGACUACGACUACCGGCGAGCGCCCAACAGGGAGAACAGGGACUGGGACAGGGAGCGGGACUACAACAGAGAACGAGACAGGGACAGGGAGAGAAAUGACAGAUAUGAGGACCGCCAGCGUUACGACCAAAGAAACUUUGAUAGAGAAUAUGACCAGCGAGAUCGUGACUCCCGAGGUCCCCCAACGUCAGCCAGUGAGAAGCCCAGCAAGAUCAUCAUGCUGAGGGGACUGCCACAGACAGUGGAUGAAGAUGAGUUGGAAAGUCCAGUGGAGGAACCCAUCAUGGAUCCAAAGAUACGUUUAGAGCUGCAAGCUUUCGGUGCACCCCUGAAGGAAGUGAGGCUCAUGAAAAGGAAAGAAACAGGUGCCUCCCGCGGCUUUGCCUUUGUGGAGUUUGAAAACUUGCAGGACGCAACUCGCUGGAUGGAACAGAAUCAGCACCAGCUGAUGCUGCGUGGCCAACGUGUGAACAUGCACUACAGCACGCCCAAGCCUCAGAAGGAGGAAGACUGGCAGUGCAGUAAGUGUGGGGUGCACAACUUCAAGCGUCGAGACCACUGUUUCAAAUGUGGCAUAUCCAGAGAAGAGUCAUCUAAGACGCUGAAGGAGGGAGAAGGAUAUAAUGAAGUGGGAUCACAGCCGUCCAAUACUCUCAUCUUCCGUGGUUUGGACACCCUGACGACGGAGGAGACUCUCCGCUCGACGCUGGGCGCGCUGUCCACGGUUCACAUCCACAGCAUCCGACUCAUCAAGGACAAGCUGACGCACACUUCCCGCGGGUUCUGCUUCGUGGAGAUGAACACGGUGGAGGAGGCUGCACAGAUGAUGGACGUGUUGAUGGCAGUCCGACCGGCCUUCGCUAUCGAUGGGAAACAAGUGAAUGUUGCCUUUGCCAAACAGGGAAAAGCAGGAAGUAGUGCUCCGAGUGGUGUAGCCGCCGCUGCAAUAGAAGCUGCCCAGUGGUCACAGGCACAAGCACAGGGGACGGACCAAUCGUGGGACCAGACACAACAACAGCAGACGUUCGCUGCCGCCCAGGACGGACAGUUCAGCCAGGACCAGACUACGGACUAUGCCGCGUACUUCCAGAGCGGAGACUACGCUGCGUACUACCAGCAGCAGGGCAUCGACCUGGCCCAGUACCAGCAGCUGGCAGCAGCUGCAGCUGCAGCUCAGGCCGCGGCCGCAGCUGCAGGAGGCACAGGUGCCGCCCAGACUGCCCUGGAACAGGUGCAGGCGGCACAGCAGUUCCAGAAGCAGCAGCAGAUCAUCCAGCAGCAGAUCGUCACCCAGAUGCAGCAGCAGCAGAAACUCAGCGAGCUCACCACGGAGGAGAGACUGGCAUUGCAGGUGGGUGAAAUGACAGCACAAGAGCUCGGGCGACAGCUGUGGGCACCUGGAAUCUUACAGGCGCAGCAGUGGUCUCAACAGGUGGCCCAGUACCAGCAGGUCAUUGACCCUGCUGCCGUGGCAACGCAGGUUGUGGCCGCCACCACCGCUGCUGCCGUGGCAACCACCAUCCCUGUUUCCACGGCAACCGUCGCAGCUGCAACGACCCAGGCUGCCGUCUCGGCGGCUGCCACUCCCACCACUCCAGCCCUGACCAUCCCCUUUGUUUCAUUGGACCAACCAAACUACCAAGUAUAUCCCACUCCUGAUCUGUCCACCUUCCAGUAUGACGAGACGUCAGGCUACUACUACGACCCUCAGACAGGACUCUACUAUGACGCUAGCACACAGUACUUCUACAACUCUCAGACCCAGCAGUAUCUGUACUGGGACCAGGAGAAACUAUCGUACCUACCCGCACCUACUGAUGCAGCAGAGCAACAGGGUGGAGAUGGCAAGGACAACAGAGAAGAGAAGAAGAAAAAGAAGGAAAAAUCAGCUCAAAAGAUUGCUAAAGACAUGGAGAGGUGGGCCAAGAGUCUGAACUCGAUGAAGGAGACUAAGAAGUUUGUACCCAUCGGCAUCGGUAUGAAACCUUCACCAAAGUCUGCGGAGGAGAAAGUGUCAGCAACUGCUGAUGCUGGUUUUGCCAUUCUAGAAAAGAAGGCUUCCCUGGCAGAGAGACAGCAGUCAGUGUUGGAGGCUAUGCAAAGAAAAAAGGAAGAAGAUGUGAAGCCCAGCCCCGUGGCCCAGAACUCCCUGGUGGAUGCCUACGGAGGUGGCAGUGAUAGUGAAGAGGAGGAAGAUGACCCCCAGAAGAGACAGACAUCUCUGGCACCAGACGAGGAACAGCUGCUGGACUGGAAGAGGAUGGCCUGUCUGCUCUGUAAGAGACAGUUCCCCAGCAAGGAGGCUCUGUCCAGACAUCAGCAGCUGUCAGACCUACACAAGACUAAUCUGGACAUGAGAAGAAGAUCAGUGAUGACUGCUGAGGAACUGGAGGCGCUAGAGAAAAGAGAACGAGAUAUGAAGUACAGAGACAGAGCAGCAGAGAGAAGACAAAAAUUUGGCAUUCCAGAACCACCACCUCCCAAAAGGAAAAGGGAGGACUAUAUGGGCAAAGUGCAAAGUAAAUACGAGGAGCCCACCAAACAUGGGAUCGGCAGUGAGAACAUCGGGAACAAGAUGCUGAAGGCCAUGGGGUGGGCAGAAGGCACGGGGCUGGGCAAAAAGAAACAGGGAAUAACAGCACCUAUCACGGCGGAGAAACGUACCAUGGGUGCAGGCCUGGGCAUGAAGGGGAGCUCCUACGGCACCGAGGCCGGCGACACUUACAAGGAGUCCGUCAAGAAGAUCAUGAGACAAAGAUACUACGAGACAUCAUAGCAGGACUGGCAUUGUUCCCAUCAUAGGCCUUUCUGUAUUGUAUGUAGUAAAUUUAAAUGUUGAAAAGUCUUCAGAAAUCAUUCCUAUGUGUAAAACAAAGUUCAUAAACAGGGCAGAAUAUGUGUUGGUUAGGCCUGUUGAUUUUUCCUGGCCUUCACAACUUAUAGGCAAAAUCUUCGGUAGAUCCACAUCAUGUGUUUUACAACAUUAGCCCUACCAUCCCACAUCAUCACAUGGAAUAGACUCUGAUGCUUGUAAUUAUCCAAUCAUUUUGUAAGCUUAACUCUUGUUCGAUCAUAGGUUGUACAUAUUAAGAGUUUAUUUCUACUAAAGGACUAAUUUUUCAUGACAACUCUACAGCACUUUUAUGUUUACAGCCUCUUAAGAUAGCUGAAUCAUGUCAGAUACAACACACAUAACUAAUGGUGCUUUGGUGAUUAGUUUGCUGGAGUUGUUUAGCUGGUAGUUAUACUAUUAUUAGGAAAAAAUUGUGUAGCUUACUACCAAAUGCAGUCCCUAGUUUCUACUCUUGUGUAGCACUAAGAUGUUCCACUAAAAUUGUUAGAUGGUAAACACAUUUGUGUAGCCUAUUACUAGUAUUAGGUUGAGAAGAAAAAUACAGUACCCACUUCAGGGUAAUGAUGAAUGCAUUGUGCCAUACACUUUCAUCAGGGCAAAGAUUCUGUAUACAACUAUCAUCCAGUGGUAUAACUGUACUUUCAAGGAAGAUAGAAGAUAAGUAUUUCCUUAUAGUUGGUAAUACAGUAUGGGUACACUACAGGCAUGUCCCAGCCUUGUAAAUACAUGUACAUCCCUUCAUCAGUUUUCAUCAGUUUCAUCAGUUGUUACAAGGGACUCAAUCACUGCCAACAUGUUGCACCUUUUGGUUUGUAUUAAAAGGAAAACAGUGCUGAA
This is a messenger RNA of Branchiostoma floridae (Florida lancelet), 4086 nucleotides long. RefSeq names its product RNA-binding protein 5-like. Gene Ontology annotation, molecular function: RNA binding. The transcript is spliced from 25 exons. Lineage: Eukaryota; Metazoa; Chordata; Leptocardii; Amphioxiformes; Branchiostomatidae. The record is from RefSeq and is a predicted model, not a curated record. Bases 187 to 3171 code for a protein of 994 amino acids. Gene Ontology annotation, cellular component: nucleus. Gene Ontology annotation, biological process: mRNA splicing, via spliceosome.